This is a messenger RNA of Acanthosepion pharaonis, 1071 nucleotides long. The record is from the annotation of a GenBank genome assembly. NCBI's taxonomy places the organism in Eukaryota, Metazoa, Mollusca, Cephalopoda, Sepiida, Sepiidae.
AUGUCACAGCGUGUAAUUGGCCAAUGUUUCUUUACGACUCCAGCGAUGACUGCAAAUGCUUACUUAGAAAUUCUGCAAGAGUUUGCUAUUGAUAACAUACCCCUACAAAUAAGACGAGCGGAGUAUUACCAACAGGAUAGUGCAUCGCCUCAUUUUGCCCCUACUAUUCGCGCUUUCUGUCUGUCUGUCUGUCUGUCUGUAUCUAUCUAUCUAUCUAUCUAUCUCAGUCUGUCUGUCUGUCUGUCUGUCUGUAUCUAUCUAUCUAUCUAUCUAUCUAUCUAUCUAUCUCAGUCUGUCUGUCUGUCUGUAUCUAUCUAUCUAUCUAUCUAUCUAUCUCAGUCUGUCUGUCUGUCUGUCUGUCUGUAUCUAUCUAUCUAUCUAUCUAUCUCAGUCUGUCUGUCUGUCUGUAUCUAUCUAUCUAUCUAUCUAUCUCAGUCUGUCUGUCUGUCUGUCUGUAUCUAUCUAGCUAUCUAUUUCAGUCUGUCUGUCUGUCUGUCUGUCUUUAUCUAUCUAUCUAUCUAUCUAUCUAUCUAUCUAUCUAUCUAUCUAUCUAUCUCAUUAUUCUGUUCAUUAUCUAUAUAUCUAUCUCAAUUUGUUCGUUAUCUUUCUCUUUUCUUUCUUUCUCUCUCUCUCUAUCUAUCUAUCUAUCUAUCUAUCUAUCUAUCUAUUUAUCUAUCUAUCUAUCUAUCUAUCUAUCUAUCUAUCUAUCUCAGUCUGUAUGUAUGCAUGUAUCUAUCUAUCUCAGUCAGUAUAUAUCUAUAUAAUUCUGUUCAUUAUUUAUCUAUCUCAGUUGUUUGUAUAUAUCUAUCUACAUUAAUCUGUUCAUUAUCUAUCUAUCUAUCUAUCUAUCUAUCUAUCUAUCUAUCUAUCUAUCUAUCUAUCUCAGUCUGUAUGUAUGUAUGUAUCUAUCUAUCUCUGUCUGUAUAUAUCUAUAUACAUUAUUCUGUUCAUUAUCUAUCUCAUUCUGUUCGUUAUCUUUCUCUCUCUCUCUAUCUGUCUAUCUAUCUAUCUAUCUAUCUAUUUAACUAUCUAUCUAUUUCAGUCUGUUCCUAUCUAUUCCUAAUGGUUUAA